AUGUCGAGCACUCCAAAUGAUACGCCUCAGCGGGCAACGGCCGCUCAGAUGGCCAGCAGGAAGAUCAAAGAACUCAACAGGCGUCGAACCAAGCCAUCAACACCGUCUACUCCCCAAGCAGCAUUCUCAUUCGGUGAAAGCAUCCCUGGCGUCGCGGCACCUUCCACAAAUUCUACAGCUUCCAACGGCUUCAGCUUUGGUCAGUCUCAGAGCUUUCCUGGAGCAGCACCUUCGAGUGGCACUCAAAACGGGUCUUCGAUCUCCUUUGGCUCUGGCGGUUCAUCGAACUUCAAUUUUGGCGGGUUUACUGCUUCGAACAACCCAUUUGCCAACUUGAACGGCGCAUCACAACCUCAAAAUCAGACAACCAACUUGUUUGGUGGCCAGAGUUCAACUAUGCCUUCACAGAAUCCUAGCCCAGGUCUUUUUGGUCAGACCUCUGCCGCCCCCUCUGCUUCGCCGCCUAUCUUUCAAUCUCAGCCAGCAGGUUCUGGCUCUGGCUUGUUUGGUCAGUCGACUACCACAGCUCCUUCUGGCUCUGGUUUCCAGCCACAACCCGCUUCAAGCGGCUCAACCUUGUUUGGACAGUCUACAACUGCAAGCACUAGUGCCCCAAAUCCCUUUGCGCAGUCGACGUCGAUUGCUCCUUCAACAACUUCCCAGCCCGCCGCAGCAACCACCGCUCCUCCUUCGAUGUUUGGUCAGUCAUCUACUUCUGCUGCUCCAGCUUCUUCCAUUUUCCAGCCAAAACCGGCGGCAACAACAACAGGAUCGUCUCUUUUUGGACAAAAUGCCCCAGCAACUACGACAGGCGGUACGAAUCUGUUCGGUCAAACAUCUGCGAAAGCACCAUCUGAUACUGGCACGACUGCCAACGGUCCCACUUCUUUGUUCAGCCAGUCAUCUACCGCCAGUACUUCCGGUCCAUCAUUGUUCCAACCAAAAGCAGCUACCAGCGGUGCCGGAAAUCUGUUUGGUCAAACCACGCCCUCUACUGGCAUAAUGGGUGGAACAUCUCUAUUUGGACAACCUACUGCGUCUAAAAAUGAAGGUGCCUCAAUUUUUGCCCCGUCUACACCAAACAAGUCCAGCGCUGCUGCAACUUCAGCUGCACCAUCCAACAUUUUCAGCUUUGGUCAGCCUGCUACUUCCACGACCCAAAAGCCUCUUUUCGGUCUAGCCAACGAUGUUGAUGACAUGAGUACUUCCCCCGACGGUAAACAAAAAACAGGCGAACGGACGUCAGCUGCACCUUCACUUUUUGGCCAAAAAGCCGCGCAGACAUCUGAUUCAUCUGCACCUGAGACCGCUCGUCCAACGCUUUCACUUUUUGGUUCCUCCACGCCCGCAACGGCUGCCAACCCUCCAGCAACAAGUUUGGGAAGCUCUACUAGUCUGUUUGGUCAACAAGAGCCGAAAAGCGCCACACCUAGCGGCGUUGCGGCUAGUUCUGUCUUUGCUCCCACUGCUGCUCCUGCUGCUGCUUCCUCUUCCUCCAAUCCUUUCCAGUCUUUGUUUACAGGACCUUCUAAGCCGGCUACAACUACAACUCCGGCGCCAUCAUUAUCCACAAGUACUUCCACUUCCUCCCAGUCAUUAUUUGCGGGGAUUUCCAAGCCGGCUACAACUACAACUCCUACAACGUCGGUACCUAUAACUACUUCUGGUUCCUCUCAGUCAUUAUUUACGGGGGCUGCUAAACAAGCUCAAACCAAAACUCCACCUUCGACUCAACAGACUCCUAGUCAGAGGCUGGGAGGCACCAUCAUGGAUAAGGGUCCCGCUGCAACAUCUACAGCGGCCUCGGUCCAAGCACCCUCGGGGUUGUCUUCUGGGGAAAUUCUCGAUGACAAGAAGAGGUCCCAGAUUCGUGACCUAAAUCGUGGUUUUAAAGAACUUGUGGCUUCGUAUGAUCCUGAAACACAGAGCUUGGACAGCGUCAUUCUUCAUUACGUUCGCCUUCGGAAAGCCAUCAAUGCGCCAGUUGGUUCACUUGCCAAUAAACCAGGCAAACGCAAGCUCGAUGAUGCUCAUGGAAUUGAGUCUCCAGCUCAACGAACAUUUGCCAAGAAAUCAAAAGCCCAAGAACCUGAACCGGAGUUUCCAUCUUAUUCUCCCGUGACGUCCUCAACAAGCAAACGAAAGUCAUCAGAAGAUCUUGAAGAUGGCUCGGCUGGUAAACGUAGAGCCCAAGCUCACGCGCGCCCUGCUACGACUGGACAAAACGCAGCUGGAAAAUCCGAAACAUCCAACAUUUUUGCAAGUUCGUUCUCGUCUGGCUCAAAAGCCCCGACGGAUGCUGUUCCGGAAUUGAAGAAACCUGUCACCACGUCUGACAGCUCUCGUGUCUUCGGGUUGAAACCAAGUGCUCCCUCCGAAACGGAGACGCCUCGUCCAGCAUCGCCCCAGAAGAAACUUCCCGAACCCGCCACCAAGCCAGCUUUCCAGGUCCCUAAUUUUGGUAACCUUGCUGGCCAGAAUUUCACUGGCCAAUUCGGCCAGGGAAGCUUCAAGCAGUCUUCGACAGAGACACCUAAGGUUAACAUCGAGGUUCCCAAAUUCGGUGCUUCUGGUCAGAAUUUCAUGAGCCAAUUUGUCAAGCAAGCUAAAGAAGACGAUACAGACGAGGAUAGCAGUGACUCUGAUGCGGAACCUCAACCUGAGAAGCCUGUCGAUAAAGUAGCUCCUCCUGUCCUGCCUCAGCCCAAGACUACUACUUCAUCUUCCAUUUUUGACAGCAAACCAGCAACGCCCUCGCUCGCAACAAACAACAUUUUUGGCCAUCUUACAAAUUCCAAUACAAACUCUGAUGCUGGCGAGUCCUCUGAUGAUGAUAUCACAGGGCAAUUAAAGAAGCGAGCCAAAAACAAUCAGCCCGUCUCUGAGGCUGAGAAUGCCUCCGAGUCCAAGUCAACUGCCAGUCUUUUCGGGCGUAUUACGAAACCCGACGGAACGCCAGUCCACGUCAGCUCAGACGAGGACAAAUCGGAGACUCCAAAGCCGAAACCUCUCUUUGGUCAGGGUGCUCCUACCAAUCCUUUUGCUGCUUCAAACUCAAACGGCACGCCGUCAUUGUUUAGCUCAGUAUCUACACCAAAAACUUCGAACAUCUUUGGAGGUCCGCAACCGUCAACCUCAAACCCAUUCAGCUCCAUCAGCUCUAACGUGGCUGCCCACCUGCUUCCCAACCAUGGAGGAACGACAACGACUAGUGUAACAUCCGAUUCGAAUGCGGAUGAAACCGAUACUGAAACCUACAAGGAUUCCCAGCUUAACUUGAUGACCAAUGCGGGAGAAGAGGAUGAGGAAGUUCUCUACGAAGGCCGCUCCCGAGCCAUGAAAUUCGUGGAGAAGCAGUCCGAAGGCAAGACAGAAAAGACCUGGGAAGUGCAGGGUGUUGGUCAACUACGUUUGCUCGUGAAUAAAGAAGCCAAGCGCGCUCGCAUUGUCUUGCGUGCAGAGCCCAGUGGCCGAGCCGUCCUCAACACUGCAAUCAAUCGUGCCAUCGACUACAAAGUGCAGCCCGGCAGUUGCCAAUUCCUCGUCCCUCGUGCGGAUGGCUCCGGUAUGGAUCUAUGGGGCCUCCGCUUCAAGAAAGAAGUCACUGCAGAAGUUGAGAAUGCUUUGAAGUCUGCCAAGGAUUCUCUGUCCAACUAA
Molecule: messenger RNA, 3657 nt
Organism: Talaromyces atroroseus
Lineage: Eukaryota; Fungi; Ascomycota; Eurotiomycetes; Eurotiales; Trichocomaceae
Exons: 3
Coding region: 1-3657 (1218 amino acids)
Biological process (GO): intracellular transport
Cellular component (GO): nuclear pore
Source: RefSeq, a predicted model, not a curated record